This is a messenger RNA of Prunus avium (sweet cherry), 1742 nucleotides long. RefSeq names its product mitogen-activated protein kinase 3 (gene MPK3). Lineage: Eukaryota; Viridiplantae; Streptophyta; Magnoliopsida; Rosales; Rosaceae. Gene Ontology annotation, molecular function: MAP kinase activity; ATP binding. The record is from RefSeq and is a predicted model, not a curated record. Gene Ontology annotation, biological process: protein phosphorylation.
CCAACACCAGCGCCCAACGCCCAACGCCCUUCUUCCCCUCCUCUCAGCUUUUAAAAGCGCUCGUCUUAUUCUUAUUCUUCUCCUUCUUCGUCAACACCAACACCAACACCAACAGCAACACCACAACACAAACAGCAGCAACUUCUAGAGAGAGAAGCUGAAGACUAUUAGAGAGAGAAAGUCAGGUCACGGACUUGCACAGUGUAUUGACAUGGCCGACGCCCCUCCCAGCAGUGGCGAUUUCCCGGCGGUUCCGUCGCACGGCGGCCAGUACAUUCAGUACAACAUCUUCGGCAACCUCUUCGAGAUCACCAACAAAUACCGGCCUCCGAUCAUGCCGAUCGGUCGCGGCGCGUACGGCAUCGUUUGCUCGGUUUUGAACUCGGAGACGAAGGAGAUGGUGGCGAUGAAGAAAAUCGCCAACGCCUUUGACAAUCACAUGGACGCCAAGCGGACGCUCCGUGAGAUUAAGCUGCUUCGUCAUUUGGAUCAUGAAAAUGUCGUAGCUAUCAGGGAUGUGAUUCCUCCGCCUUUGAGGAGAGAAUUUUCGGAUGUAUACAUUGCCACGGAACUCAUGGAUACUGACCUCCAUCAAAUUAUUCGCUCGAAUCAAGGUUUAUCUGAGGAGCAUUGUCAGUACUUCUUGUAUCAGAUUCUUCGAGGACUGAAAUAUAUACAUUCGGCAAAUGUUAUUCAUAGAGACAUGAAGCCCAGCAACCUCUUGUUGAAUGCCAAUUGCGAUCUUAAGAUAUGUGAUUUUGGCCUCGCUCGUCCCACUGCAGAGAAUGAGUUAUUGACAGAGUAUGUUGUUACCAGAUGGUACAGGGCACCUGAGCUUCUGUUGAACUCUUCAGAUUACACUGCUGCAAUAGAUGUGUGGUCGGUAGGCUGCAUCUUUAUGGAGCUUAUGAAUAGGAAGCCUUUGUUUCCAGGCAAAGAUCAUGUGCAUCAGAUGCGCCUAUUGACAGAGCUUCUUGGGACACCAACUGAGUCUGAUCUUGGGUUUGUACGGAAUGAGGAUGCUAGAAGAUAUAUACGGCAGCUCCCCCCGCAUCCUCGUCAGCCAUUGGCGAGGCUUUUCCCACACGUUAAUCCGCUGGCCAUUGAUCUCAUUGAUAGAAUGUUGACAUUUGAUCCUACUAAAAGGAUAACUGUUGAAGAAGCAUUGGCUCAUCCUUACCUGGAAAGACUACAUGACGUAGCUGAUGAACCAAUCUGCAAUGAGCCUUUCUCCUUUGAUUUUGAGCAACAACCCUUGGGAGAAGAGCAAAUGAAAGAUAUGAUUUACAGAGAGGCUAUAGCACUCAACCCAGAGUAUGCUUGAUUUGAAAAGCAGCAUUAGUACUCGGUUUCUAUACCUAUGAAAUAGAAAGAUUUGCAUUUUCAGUGCUCUUUGAUAAAAAGGUUAGGAAAGAUUAUUGUUACCAAAAUAUUGCAAUCAUCAGUGAGCACAAGGAUCGUCCUAUUUCAUCUACAUCAUUACUUAGGUGGGUUUGCUGAUUUUUUCCAUGAUGACCGCCCAUCAAUUUUACUAGACCUCUAUAUUAAUUUUUGAGGUCAGUUCCGCUUUUUUCUUUUUUGGUGAUCGAACUUGUAUUCUAUUUAUCUUGUUUGUAUCUUAAUUUUUUUGUUUUUGGUUUUUUGUUUUGGCUGUACCAAACUUGUACCAUGUAUAGCAAGAUUGUAUUGAGGAACCUAACUGAGAUUCAAUAAAUAUCUUUAUUCACUCCUUGUGAGACUAA